GGAAGCUCGCUAUAUAAAGUACUUCUACUGCAAGACUUGUCAAGGAAAAAACCCUCUACUUAAAAUUAAAUAUAGAAAGUCUAAAAAGAAAGAAGAGAAAGAUAAAGAGAGAAAACGGCUAAAAGAAAAAAUUAAAAAGAAGAAGUUGAAAGCAAAGAAAGAAUCAAAGCAAAUUCCACCUGUUCAAAAGUCGUUUUCCGCUCCAAACCUGCAGGAAAAAGGAGGCAAAUAUGAAAAAGAUGAAGCAUGGACUCCUAAAGCUCCAAUCCGAAAAACCUCCGUUCAUGAAGUUCAACCUUUGAUAAAAAUCCAUUCCUCCGAAGAUGAACCCGAUUUGUCUCCGGAGCGAACUUUGUUUAAAAAAGAGUUUGAUCCUUAUUCUGUAGACCCUGAUGCAGAUAAUAUGAAGCUGAACUUGAAUGGGUGUGGAAAAUGUGAAAAUUGCCAAAGGAAAGCAGAUUGUGGGAUGUGUGAUACUUGUUUUGAUCGGAGUAAGUACGGUUCUCAAAGCAAAGCACAGAAGUGUCGACUUCGAAGAUGUUUAGACGACAGAUUCAGUGGUAAUGUUAAGCAGAAACAAAGUAAAGAAUCUUUAAAAAGACAAGCUGAUCUUGCUUUCGAAGAAAAUCGAAAAAAGCACGAAAAGAAAAUAAAAAAGGAAAAAAAAGAGAAAAGAAAACAACAGUCAAUGUAUGCAACGGCGAAUGAAACGAAUGAGUUUGAUUACGACAUGAAGCGACAGUGUAUAGGACCCAGAUGCACCAAACCUGCGCUUGUAACAUCAAAGUAUUGCAGCCAUGAGUGUGGGAGACUGUUGGCUCGAAAUAGAUUGCUACAAAUUCUUCCACAAAGGAUACAGGAGUGGAACGGAACUCCCACAGUUGCCAAUGAUAACGGGAGGCAAGAGUUAGAUCGGAUCAGGAAGAGAAUGAUCAACGCAAGGACUGAACUCCAAGCACUGGAGCAGAAGUUUCAUCGUUUAGAGACGAUUAUAAGUACUGGGAGAAGUUUGACUGUGGUUGAAAAACUCGAUAAUGAUGAUGAAAGUGAGGGGGAGAUGGAUCAGUCAAUAUACUGUGUUGUGUGUGGGCAUUCUGUGAGCAUAAAGAAUGCUAUUAAGCAUAUGGACAAGUGCUACAUCAAGAUUGAAUCUCAAAUGUCAUUCGGUUCGGUUUACCCAACGAGAAUCGAAGGUUCCCAGAGACUGUUUUGUGAUGUUUACAACGAACAACAACAAACUUAUUGUAAGCGUUUACAAGUUCUCUGUCCUGAGCACACGAAAGAGCCAAAGGUUCCGGAGACAGAAGUGUGUGGAUGCCCAUUGACGUGUGAUAUCUAUGGCACUGAAUUGCCCACAAAACCAAAUCACUUUUGCCGGGCUGCAAAACGAAAAUGCACACGUCAUUUUAAAUGGGAGACAAUGUACAGGGCAGAGGUUGACCUGCAGAGGAUACGGCAAUGGUUGAAGAUUGAUGAAAUAUUUGAUGAAGAAAGAAGAAUUAAGACAGCUAUGUCCAACAGAGCAGGACUUGUCUCACUUCUUCUCCAUCAAACAACGGUACAUGACCCAAACUGCUUAGAUAUGAGGACCAAACCUACAGUUACCAAGAAACCUGCUUACAGACUCAUGAUAUAAACUUAUUUUUCAUACAUUUUUCAGUGUUGCAAUUUAUACCUGCGUUAAAAAGGUCGAACUUUCCGGGUAAAACAGUCGUAUGUGAAAUGUUUUGAAUUAAAACUUUGUUUCAUUGUUUA
This is a messenger RNA of Ciona intestinalis (vase tunicate), 1755 nucleotides long. NCBI's taxonomy places the organism in Eukaryota, Metazoa, Chordata, Ascidiacea, Phlebobranchia, Cionidae. The record is from RefSeq.